This is a messenger RNA of Drosophila albomicans, 1677 nucleotides long. Its product is annotated as phospholipase B1, membrane-associated. Gene Ontology annotation, biological process: phospholipid metabolic process. Bases 270 to 1526 code for a protein of 418 amino acids. The transcript is spliced from 4 exons. The record is from RefSeq and is a predicted model, not a curated record. Gene Ontology annotation, molecular function: glycerophospholipase activity. NCBI's taxonomy places the organism in Eukaryota, Metazoa, Arthropoda, Insecta, Diptera, Drosophilidae.
UUCUAUGCGAUUGACGGUGCCGGACGCGCAGCUGCCUUCUGCGGCAAUAAAUUAUUAACUAUAUAUACGUAGCAUAUAUAAAAUACGAUACGAUACUUUUAAGUAAUUGUGCAAUUCGUCGUCGGGAAAGUUGCAAGAUUUACCGUUAAAAAAAAUAUUUUAAAAAAAGUUGAAAGAGGUCACGUCGAAAGUCGUAAAAUUCUUGCCAAGCAAAAGUGUGGCGAAUAAUUUUGAUAAUAGAAAACAAACAAAAAAAGCUUGAAAGCGAGAUGAGGAAGGCGUCAUUGUUCCUGCUGCCCCUUGUUGUUGCCAUCGCAGUUGUGACGUCACAGCGCACUUCUUUGGAUGUGGCUUUGCGAAAUGCGUAUCGUCCACUGAGGCUUCUCGGUUUGGCCAUCUCUGGACGCUCUGGGGAUCAGGUGGAAAAUGUGCAGCGCUUAAAAGAUGCGGGCAAAACACAAAACUUGGGCGCUCGCACGCGUUCCUUGGUGCAGUUCUGCGAUGCGGAACACGGACCUGGACGACGCAGUGAUCAGCGUCCAACGAGCGUGCAUCGUUUGCGUCCCGGUGACAUUGACAUCAUUGGCGCCAUGGGUGAUUCACUGACAGCUGGAAAUGGCAUCUUUGCCUCCAACUUGGCGCAUGUCACUGUCGAGAAUCGUGGUGCAUCUUGGUCCAUUGGUGGACAGUACAAUUGGCGCAAGUAUUUGACUUUGCCCAACAUACUCAAGGAGUUCAAUCCCGAUCUCUACGGCUACUCCCUGAAAGAUGGCCUCUCCACGGAGCGUUCUUCACGUUUCAAUGUCGCCGAACUCGCGGCCAUGUCUAGAGAUAUGCCUUAUAUGGCCAAGGUGCUGGUGAAACGUCUGCAGCGGGAUCCGCAUGUGAAUAUGACACACGAUUGGAAGCUGAUUACUUUGUUCAUUGGCAACAAUGACUUUUGCACCGACAUCUGUUUCUAUCCCAAGCCCGAGGUGACCAUCGCGAAUCACGAGAAGAACAUGCUCCAGACCUAUCGCUAUCUGCGUGAUCAUGUGCCGCGUUUGAUGAUCAAUGUGGCGCCAGUUCCUAAUUUGCGUUUUCUGACGAAUCUUUCGGGUUUGCCUCCUAUUUGUUAUAGCACUUUGCGCUUCGAGUGUCCCUGUUUGUUGGGAAAGUCGAAGGCGCAUUUGGAUUACUAUGAGGACAUCAUGAAACGCUGGAUUGCCAAGGACUAUGAGAUCAUCAAUCUGCCGGAGUUUAAUACCGAGACCUUCACCAUCAAUGCCCAGCCUUUCUCGCAAUUCAAGGACUUUCCUCGCACUCAGACGGGCGAGACGGAUACGCGUUUCUUCUCCGAGGAUUGCUUCCACCUCAGUCAGCGUGGACACGCCGCUGCCGCGAAUGCCAUGUGGAACAAUAUGCUGGAGUUGCCCGGGGAGAAGAGUUCCUUCAAUCCGCAGAUCUUCGAGAAGUUUCUCUGUCCGAGCGAGCAGCAUCCAUAUCUGAUCACUCGGAUCAAUAGUCGCGCCGAUUUCGUUGUUUAAGUUGCGCCAAAAAUCGAAUGCCUUAUUAUCUAACACUCUCUGUGAUAUCUUUGCUAAGUCCAAGUCUCUAUCUUAUUCGCAUGUUUGUCAUUUUCAUUCACGCUUUGAUAAAUAUAAACACAUAGAUAAGUAUCGAAAAACUUCACUUCAC